This is a messenger RNA of Esox lucius (northern pike), 6812 nucleotides long. RefSeq names its product protein phosphatase 1, regulatory subunit 9Ba (gene ppp1r9ba). The record is from RefSeq and is a predicted model, not a curated record. The transcript is spliced from 11 exons. The coding region runs from base 219 to 2756 and encodes 845 amino acids. Gene Ontology annotation, biological process: actin filament organization; neuron projection development; calcium-mediated signaling. Gene Ontology annotation, cellular component: cytoplasm; dendrite; actin cytoskeleton. Gene Ontology annotation, molecular function: actin filament binding. NCBI's taxonomy places the organism in Eukaryota, Metazoa, Chordata, Actinopteri, Esociformes, Esocidae.
AGAGGGGGAGAAUGAACGAGGGCUGGCUGGCGUCAGUUCGCUAAGCUCGCAGGGGAAUCAGGAGCGAAAACAGAACGUGGACACAAUGGAUUCUCUAGCAGGCGGAUCGUAAAUUGAACCAACCUCGGUUUACACUGGAACAAGGGAGGGGAAGGAAGACAUAAAACAGGGGAGCUAUGCCGUUACUGCCCACUCUCACCGGCUCAGUGUGAUCAACCAUGAUGAAGACUGAACCCCCGCCUGCGGGCGGCGCCAGCGCCAGCUCAACCCUCCGGAGCCCGUCCCCCCACCGGAACGCCUACGAGGCUGGCAUCCAAGCUCUGAAGCAGGCCCAUGAUGCCCUGAACAGUGCCGCCAAUGGGGAAGAAGCCACCAAGGAUGGCAAGCCACUGCGACCCACCGGGAGGGGCCGCCGCCAGUACGGCUCCAAUGUCCACCGCAUCAAGAGCAUGUUUAUGCAGAUGCAGUCGCCAGGGGACGAGGACGACCCGGCCAAGGCCAAGGACCAGGCGGUGCGGCUCUCCCUGCCCCGGGCUAGCAGCCUCAACGAGGACGUGAACCACAGCGCCCUGCUCAAGCUGGGUGCCACUGUCUCCGAGCGUGUCAACCGCUUCGACCCCAAGGGCGGUGAGGUUGGUGGUUCGCGCGGUGCCGCCACGGGUUACUCAAAGCUGCAAGAGACACGGAAGAUCUUUGAGCAGCGACAGCUGCAGGAGAAGCAGUCUGCCACCAACCGCAUACUGCUGAAGAAAGAACGUCCGGUUUCGUCUGCAGUCCAAGACAGCCGCCUGGAUGUGGUGGUGCGCUUUAACGGCAGCACAGAGUCUCUGGACAGCCUGGAUACGGUAGUGGGAGCUGGUGAGGCGGUUUCGCCCACCGUUAGCCAGCUCAGCGCCGUGUUUGAGAAGGCAGAUCUUAGGAACAACCUGCACCGGCCAACCUCCACAUCCCCGCUGCCCUGCCGAGGAGAAAGCCCUGUUCCGGCUAAAACGGCAGUAGGCCUGAACUCCAGAGUCAUCCCAAGGAAGGUGCGAGUUUUCCCCCCUGGGAGUCAAGAGGAUGGCCAGCCCACCGACCUUGAGGGUUCUCCCAAAAGCCCCAAGAACAGAGCAGCCCCCCAAAAUGUGGAUGGCUCCUCAGAAAGUCCACGACCAAGGGACAGGACCUCGUCAUCCUCCAGCGAAGCCAAGCCUGAGACAGAAAGUGGCAAAGAAGCCAGGGGCUUGAGUACCGAAAGUGAGCCAGGUAGGGAACCCAAACCAGGAAACGCCGGGGACUCCUCUUCUGCCCCCGAGGUUGGGAGUCGGCUGGUGCAGGCCGAUGUUCAUGCCUCCCUGGAGAAUGGAGAGGCCCCUGAGGGCCCCAGCGACAUGUCAGGGAGGCAGGAAAGAGAGAGGGGCCAGAGUGAGUGUCAAGGGGAGGGGCCCCGGAGCGAGAGACAGGAAGAGGAUGGCGUUGAGGAGGAGUCCCGCAAAGAGGAUUACUCAGAGGGCGACCUGGUGGACAUCAGCGCAUACAGCGGCAUCGGAGAGGACUCUGGUGGCAGUCAGCUGGAUGAAGAUGAGGAGGAAGAUGAGCCCUACGAGCCAGAGUCUAGCUGCUCUGAGAUCCCCGGGCUGCCUCCUGAGGAGGAAUCCCCUCCUGAGAACAGGAAGAUCUGCUUCAGCACUGGACCCAUUAAGGUGUUCACCACGUACUCCAAUGAGGACUAUGACCGGCGUAACGAUGACGUGGACCCCAUGGCGGCAUCAGCCGAAUACGAGCUGGAGAAAAGGGUGGAGAGACUGGACCUUUUCCCUGUGGAGUUGGAGAAAGACGGUGAUGGUCUGGGAAUCAGCAUAAUUGGCAUGGGUGCCGGGGCAGACAUGGGUCUGGAGAAACUGGGCAUUUUUGUCAAGACAGUCACAGAUGGAGGCGCUGCACAUCGAGAUGGAAGGAUCCAGGUGAAUGACUUGAUCGUGGAGGUGGAUGGGACCAGCCUAGUUGGAGUGACCCAGGCCUUUGCCGCCUCAGUCCUCAGGAACACUACCGGCACCGUCAAGUUCAUGAUUGGCCGGGAGAAGCCCGGGGAGCAGAGUGAGGUGGCUCAGCUGAUCCAGCAGACCCUGGAGCAGGAGCGCUGGCAGAAGGAGAUGAUGGAGCAGCGCUACAACCAGUACAUGGAGGAGGACGAGGAGACGGGUGAGUACGCCACAGAUGAGGAGGAGGAGAUGAGCCCCAUGUUCCCCAACGCCAUCGAGGUGUUUGACCUGGCGGAGCAGGAGGACAUGCUCUCCCCAAUAGAGAUGGAUCCAGAGAAACUGGCCCACAAGUUUAAAGAGCUUCAAAUCAAGCAUGCCGUCACCCAGGCUGAGAUCCAACAGCUGAAGAGGAAGCUGGCACAUGCGGAGCAGGAUAAACUGCGCUGGCGUACGGAGCGCGCUCAGCUGGAGCAGAGUGUGCGAGAGAACAAGGAGCGCAUGGAAAAGCUGGAGGGCUACUGGAUGGAGGCCCAGAGUCUGUGUCAGGCAGUGGACGAGCACCUGAAGGAGACGCAGGCCCAGUACCAGACACUGGAGCGCAAGUACACCAAGGCCAAGCGCCUCAUCAAGGAGUACCAGCAGAAGGAGAUUGAAUAUCUGAAGAAGGAGACAGCCCAACGCAGAGCCCAACAGGAGACAGAAGCAACUCAUAAAGAACAGGCAGAUCUGCUCCAGGACAAGAUCACAGAUCUGGAGACCAAGGUGGGUGCUUUGAAGACUUCUGAUCCCUCCUAAAUCUGCCUUCACACUGGGACCAUCUUCUCCCAAUCCACCUCUCCCAUGAUGGAUUGUAAGAACGACAAAAAUAAAGAACAUAAUGGAAAAAGAAAGACUUUAGGGGCAGCAGUUUGAAAGUGAGUGGCGGGGGUGUCUUUUUCAGAACCUGAAUCUUCGCAUCAAACCACAGUCAACUAGUUAACUUACCAAGAGAUCUGUGAUGGAGAUCACGUCCAUGCUCGUCUUUUUAUAAUAUUACCUGUAACGUAACUAACUAACCAACCAACCGGGAUGCACAGCCUCUCCUGACAUCUACAAUGCUUCUAUACUGGAUAUGGGGAACACACUGGACAGAAGAAACUGUCAUGAGGACAAAGACUCUCAUCAGAUUCUUGUGACAGACUGUAAUGGUCACUGGUGACGGACAGUAAUGAUAACUGGUGACGGACAGUAAUGAUUACUGGUGACGGACAGUAAUGAUUACUGGUGACGGACAGUAAUAAUAACUGGUAAUGGACAGCGAUGAUAGCUGGUGAUGGACAGUAAUGAUAGCUGGUGACGGACAGGUAUAAUAACUGGUGACGGACAGUGAUGAUAACUGGUGAUGGACAGUGACAGUGAUGAUAACUGGUGAUGGACAGUGACAGUGAUGAUAACUGGUGAUGGACAGUGACAGUGAUGAUAACUGGUGAUGGACAGUGAAGAUGAAUAGUAACGGACAAUGACAGUGAUAAAAACUGGUGAUGGACAUUAAUGGAAACUGGUGAUGGACGGUAAUGAUAUCUGGUGACGGACAGUGACAGCGAUGAUAACUCGUGAUCGACAGCGAUGAUAACUGGUGACAGACAGCGAUGAUAACUGGUGACGGACAGCGAUGAUAACUGGGGACGGACAACAAUGAUAACUGGUGAUGGACAACAAUGAUAACUUGUGACUGACAGUGAUGAUAACUGGUGAUGGACAGCAAUGAUAACUUGUGACGGACAGUGAUGACAACUGGUGAUGGACAGCGAUGAUAAAGGGUGACAGACAGCAAUGGUAAAUGGCGAUGGACAAGUAAUGCUAACUGGUGAUGGACGGUGAUGAUAACUGGUGAUGGACGGUGAUGAUAAAUGGUGAUGGACUGUAAUGAUAACUGAUGAUGGAUGGUGAUUCUACUGUGUGGCAUGAUCUCUACAGCUGCUCCACCCUUUUUGUUCAGCUGCUCCGUGUAUUAUGGAAAGAGAGACUCAUGUUGGGCUAAAGUUUGUUUGUACAGUGACGCUAUGCUGGAUGGAGAUUGAUUUGUCUGUAUAUAUUCUUUACAUAUAUUUAAAAUUGUUUAAAGGCUUAAGCAAUAUGGCUGGGUCUGAGCUGGGGUGUGGGAGGAUGUUGAUAUUGAAAAGACAGGGCACACAAAGGACGUCCAUGUGAAUGAAGUCCAAGGCCAAGUGCUGCAUUUUCUUUUUUUUAUUAGCAAAAUGGCAAACAGGGUGUGAAGAUGUGGUCAACAGUUCAGUGUGUUACCAGUGGGUUUAAGUGAGUCUCACAGUUUGGUCGUGAUAACUUAGUGUCAGUAUUAUAUACGGCCUUCUGCUUUACUCCAUAUACAUUUCAGAAUCUGGGUUUUCCCAUCACUCCAACAAAUAAGGUCUUUCUCACACGCUCACCUCUGCGCCUAGAACCACAGGAGUUUUAGCAGGAGUGGUUGAGUCUAGUCCCCAGUCAGUGCAUCCCUUCCUAGUCUAUGUAGCGGAUGUGUGUGUUUGUGUGAUGUUCGGGUGACUAGGACAGCAAUGUCCGGGUGUCACACAGACUCUCCGUGGAAGGGAGAGGUGGAAGGAGGCUUGGGAGGUGGAGGGAGGAGUGGGUGGUGGAGAAAAGAGUCUGAGGUUGAGCGAGGCGUGGGUGACUCCAGCCUGCUUCGGUAACCGCAAGUGGCUUUUCUCCUUCAUGUUUUCUCUGACCUGUGACAUAAAAGGGGAGGUGAAAGCAAAGAAAUGUGUGUUCCCGAUCCAAAGCCUGUGAGAGGACCUGUUUCUUGUCCAGAUGGCCUCGGGUCAGUGCAGGAGGAGCUGACUCGGGUCAGUGCAGGAGGAGCCGACUCGGGUCAGUGCAGGAGGAGCCGACUCGGGUCAGUGCAGGAGGAGCCGACUCGGGUCAGUGCAGGAGGAGCCGACUCGGGUCAGUGUAGGAGGAGCCGACUCGGGUCAGUGCAGGAGGAGCCGACUCGGGUCAGUGUAGGAGGAGCCGACUCGGCACCCGAUUCGCCACCCAAAGCUGACUACUGAGAUCCAGGGAUCGAUGUUGAUCAGUACGCUCCCCGAUCUCCUCUCAACCCAACCUGCUGCCUUGCACCAUCAGUGUUGCUCAUCUUUGUCAACCGUCUCUUCUUUCUGGACACAUUUGCCCCCCAGCCCCCGACAGUUAGUAGAUUUUUCUAAAAUCAGUGGCCAAAUGUCAUUUUUAAGCUGGUGUCAUCUGGUGUCAUUUGGUGUUUUAAUGUCAAAUUCUGAUUAUUUUAACUAUGGAAAACAUGUAUUUCACAGUGUUCAUUGGCCCUAUUGUAUUUUAUGUGGCAAUACUGCUCCACACCAACAGAGGUCACUGUUUGACAGGCUUCAGAGGAAUACUAAGUCAGUGUUCCCCGACCCUGGGUAUUGGCCUCUCCACAGCGGGUAAUUCAGGGGAACUCAGUGCAGAUCAGAAUUCAGUAGGCGGUCCAGUUACUAUGAGGGGUUUGGAACCACUGACCUAGGUCACCGGGAAGGGGCUAAUUCCUGGUUUACCGUCUGGAAUAAGUUCUGAUCUCUGUUCACAAGGUGCUGAUAUUAGUCAGUGCGGAAAGAGCAACGAUGCGGUCAGUCAUGACGUCGUAUAGAAAGGGGACUUAAAAGGAAACACGCUUCGAGCAUUUCUUUGUUGCUCUUUUAGUCUUGGAAGAUAUUGAACCAUUAUUAGCCUAUUGAAUCCAUUCGGCAUGCUUGUAGGCCUAUAUAGGAUGCUGUUACAGUGUGAGUGUUCAGGGUAUGGGCAACUCACCUUCAUGGAGACAAGCAGUGCCUCUCAUCCUUGUUGUAUUAUUGGUAGUGUGUGCUUCUCUCGCAGCUUCAAGCAGUUUAUGUGUAUUUUACCUUCAUUUAAAUCCAUCUCCGCUGAAUUUCCUACAUUCGUGAAACAAACCGGUUUACCUCCGCUAGCCAAGAGGAGGAGGACUGUGCGUAGAACACGGCUGGAUGCGUGCUGUUCUACCGCAUCGGUUUUAGGAUGGCUCUCGAAUGGACGCAACCCGAUGGGCUUGCCUGUACAGUCUCCAUUACGAAAUGGACCGCCUCUCACCUCUUGGACCGACACUGGACAAGUAUUAUUUGACAAAAACUGGACUUGAUCAAGUGUUUUCACAUACAGUAACAUUCCGUGGCUGGCUACACUGGCAAUGACGUAAAACCCAUCGGUCCUGUGCGUUGGCUGACCGAAAUGUGUCAGGGUGGGUGUAGUUGACUAUUGAAAUGGUCAGGCGAAGAAGCUGUGUCAUUUAGUAAAGUGGAACCCUGACACGGCACCUAUAUUUUUCACGGUUUCAGUACUCCUUGGGGCAGCAUUAGAACACAGUACAUCUGCCGAGGAAUGCAUGUUCAUGUCUGUAAUUUAGAACAGGAUAGGGAAACCUCACGAACACGUGGAACCUGCAGACAGACCCGUGAAACUGAACCGUUCUAUUAUAUUGUCUUAGAGCAGAAUUAGUCUUACAGUUUCUCUCAUCUAUUACAUUCCAUUGUACACUUUGUUGUUACUUGAGCGCAUGAGAUUCAAAAUGACAGAUAAACGUCUUUGGAAACAAGUUCUGGAUCUCUGAUUCGUACUGGACUCCUGCAGUAUUGACCGUUAUCCAUUGGUACAGUGUAAAAGCGGUGCACUCCUGACGGGAAAGAAACCAGGUCCAUUCCUUUUGUAUUUUUUUAUCCCUGCCAUGUGGUUUGCGAACACAAUAAAUAUGAGGAAAUGGUAUAAAUAUAUAUAUUGAAAAAUGUUCAGAAAUUCAUCUUGUUUGUCUCAUAAUACUGUCCUCAAUAAACACAGGUGAGCUCAAUGGAG